Messenger RNA from Brassicogethes aeneus, 6056 nucleotides. NCBI's taxonomy places the organism in Eukaryota, Metazoa, Arthropoda, Insecta, Coleoptera, Nitidulidae. The record is from the annotation of a GenBank genome assembly.
UUUUUGACAAUUGACAGCAGUUGCAUUAUUUUUAGUUUGCGAAACAUAUUUGUAUGUAACAUUUUAAACUAAUAAAUGCGUAAAUAAUUUGCUGCUUGUGGUGGGUUUUCAAGGAAACUCGUGCGAUGGCGGCGUCCAUCGAAAUCCCGCUUCGGGAUACCGAUGAAGUUAUAGAGUUAUAUUCCGAUCAAUUGCCCGAUGGAGACGAAGUUUUGGGCAUUUUGCGGCAGGAGAACACGCAUUUGUCGAUUUGGGUGAAUCUUGCUCUGGAGUACUACAAACAAAGUAAAAUCGAUGAUUUCCUUAAAAUCCUCGAGUCUUCUCGAGUGGAUGCAAAUGUUGAAUACCGAGACUAUGAAAAGGACCAAAUGCGUGCCCUGGAUAUGCUUGCUGCGUAUUACGUGCAGGAAGCAAAUCGGGAGAAAAACAAGGACAAAAAACGCGAGUUAUUCACGAAAGCGACUUUAUUGUACACAACGGCGGACAAAAUCAUCAUGUACGAUCAGAACCACUUGUUGGGUCGGGCUUAUUUUUGCCUGCUCGAGGGGGACAAAAUGGAGCAGGCCGAUGCUCAAUUCAACUUCGUUUUGAACAAAUCCCCGAACAACAUACCUUCUCUGCUCGGUAAAGCUUGCAUCGCCUACAAUAAAAAAGAUUUCCGUGGGGCUUUGGCGUUCUACAAGAAAGCCCUGCGUACAAACCCUAACUGCCCUGCGGCGGUGAGGUUAGGUAUGGGGCAUUGCUUUAUGAAGUUGAAUAAUCAGGAUAAGGCUCGGUUGGCCUUCGAGAGGGCUCUGCAGUUGGAUCAGAAGUGUGUGGGAGCUUUAGUGGGGCUGGCUAUUUUAAAACUUAACCUGCAAAACCCAGACACGAUAAGGACGGGCGUGCAAAUGUUGUCCAAGGCCUAUACGAUUGAUUCUUCAAAUCCCAUGGUUUUAAAUCAUCUGGCGAAUCAUUUUUUCUUCAAAAAGGACUACAACAAAGUCCAGCACCUGGCUUUGCACGCUUUCCACAACACGGAAAACGAGGCGAUGCGCGCUGAAAGUUGCUACCAACUUGCGCGAGCCUUCCACGUGCAAGAAGAUUUUAACCAAGCCUUCCAGUACUACUACCAGGCCACUCAGUUCGCGCCUGCGCAGUUUGUGCUGCCGCACUUCGGCUUAGGCCAGAUCUACAUCUACCGAGGCGACGCAGAGAACGCUGCGCAGUGCUUCGAGAAGGUUCUGAAGGCCCAGCCGGGUAACUACGAGACCAUGAAGAUCCUGGGCAGCCUGUACGCAAACUCCUCGUCGCAGUCGAAGCGGGACAUCGCCAAGAGUCACUUGAAAAAGGUGACGGAGCAGUUUCCGGACGACAUCGAGGCGUGGAUCGAGUUGGCGCAGAUCCUGGAGCAGUCGGAUUUGCAGGUGUCUUUGAAUGCCUACGGGACCGCCAUAAACAUUCUGAAGAAGGACGUGCAAGCGGAAAUACCCACGGAAAUUCUCAACAACGUCGGUUCUUUGCAUUACAGGCUGGGCAACUUGGAAGAGGCCAAGAAAAACCUGGAGGAAGCCCUGUCGCGCGCCAUUUUCGAAGCCUCCGAGCACGACGCGCAAUACUACAACUCGAUAUCGGUCACCAUAACCUACAACCUCGCGCGACUGAACGAAGCCCUGUGCUUGUUCGACAAAUCCGAGAAGCUCUACAAAGACAUCAUAAAAGAGCACCCCAACUACGUCGACUGCUACCUCAGAUUAGGGUGCAUGGCUCGAGAUAAGGGGCACAUCUACGAGGCAUCCGAUUGGUUCAAGGAAGCCCUCAAAAUCAAUACAGAACACCCUGAUACUUGGUCGCUUUUGGGCAACUUGCACUUAGCGAAAGGGCAGUGGGGUCCGGGUCAAAAAAAAUACGAGAGGAUCCUCAAAAACCCUCUAACCUCUCAAGACUCGUAUUCUCUAAUAGCCCUGGGUAACGUUUGGCUUCAGACUUUGCACCAACCGACGAAAGACAAGGAUAGAGAGAAGAGGCACCAAGAGAGGGCGCUCUCGAUGUUCAAGCAGGUUUUGAAAAUCGACCCGAAGAAUAUCUGGGCCGCCAACGGUAUAGGCUCCGUUUUGGCGCACAAGGGGGCGGUGAACGAGGCCAGGGACAUUUUCGCGCAGGUGCGCGAAGCCACGGCGGACUUCUGCGACGUUUGGUUGAACAUUGCGCACGUCUACGUCGAGCAGAAGCAGUUUGUUAGCGCCAUACAGAUGUACGAGAAUUGCCUGCGGAAGUUCUUCAAGUACAACCAGGUGGAGGUGCUUCAGUACCUGGCCAGGGCCUACUACAAGGCCAACAAGCUGAAGGAGGCGAAGAUGAUUCUUCUGAAGGCCAGGAGGGUUGCGCCGCAGGAUACGGUGUUGCUGUACAACAUCGCGUUGGUUUUGCAGCGUUUGGCGACGUACGUUUUGAAGGACGAAAAGUCGACGUUGCAGACCGUCUUGCAGGCGGUGCACGAGUUGGGGCUUUCGCAAAAGUACUUCACGUAUCUGGCCGAAUUCGGCGACAAGAUGCGCUACGACGUCACUUUGGCGGGCAUGGAGGCGCGCCAGUGCAAAGAUCUGCUCUCGCAAGCGCAGUACCACGUGACCAGAGCCCGAAGGGUGGACGAGGAGGAGAGACUGCUGCGGAGGAAGCAGGAGGACGAACGCACCGCGUUCAAAAUGCGACAGAUCGAGGAGCAGAAAAAACGCGAGGAGGAGAGCCGCCAAACGAAGCAGCAGAUGCUGCAGAAGCGCGAAGAAUACAAAGAGAAAACCAAAAACGCGCUUCUCUUCAUGGACAUGCCGCAGGAGAAGAAGAAGGGGAAGAACAAGGGUAAAGACUACGUCUCGGAUUCAGACUCUGGGCGGGAGAACCGCGGGGAAGGCGGGGAAGCAAGGGAACCCCGGGAAAAACGUCCGAAGAAGGAGAGGGGAGGAGGGAAGCGGAAGUCCAGCAAAGGCGGACGGAAGCGCAAAGGCAGGAGCGACGAUUCGGGUUCGGAUAACGGGCACAGCAAGAAGAAAAGGGGCAACAAAGGGAAGUCGGCUAGGGACACCAAAAGGGACGAGGGUCUCAGUCAGAAGCAAAAAAGCCGGAUCGUGUCUAAAGCGACGAUUUCCAGCAGCGACGACGACAGCGACGAUGGCAAGCUUAAAAUUGCCAGCGGGGACGAAAGCGACGCAGGAAACGCCGGAAGGAAGAGAAGGAUCUCUUCCGGUUCGGAAUCGUCGAGAUCUAGAUCCAGAUCAAGAUCCAAAAGCGGUUCUAGAUCGAGAUCCAGAUCUAGAUCCAAAAGCGGCUCUAGAUCGAGAUCAAGAUCCAAGAGCGGCUCUAGAUCGAGAUCCAGAUCCAAGAGCGGCUCUAGAUCGAGAUCCAGGAGCAAAUCUGGUUCCAGAUCCAGAUCUAGAUCCAGAUCGCGCAGCAAAUCGGGCUCCAGAUCGAGAUCCAGAUCCAAAAGCGGUUCCAGAAGUAAAAGUAGGUCGAGAAGUAAGUCGGGAUCCAGGUCCAAGUCUAGAUCCAAAUCCAGGUCCAAGUCGAGGUCUAAGUCUAGAUCCAAGUCGAGGUCUAAGUCUAGAUCCAAGUCGAGGUCUAAGUCUAGAUCCAAGUCGAGGUCUAAGUCUAGAUCCAGGUCUAAAAGUAAGUCUAGGAGUAGGUCUAGAAGCAAGUCGAGUUAAAUUUAUUUAUAUUAUUAUUUGUCUAUAAAAUGUUUUUCUAAGGUUCUCCAAAGUUUAAACAAACAAUUUGAACUAUUCAAAUUUUUAGUUUUUAAAUUUUUAAAAACUGGAUUUCCCCAAAAUGUUUAAAAUUAUGUAAAUUAUCAAAUUUUGAACAGUUUGUAAAAUGUUUGGUUUUUAAAUUUUUAAAAACUGGGAACUCUUCAAAAUGUUUAAAAUUUUGUAAAUUAUCAAAUUUUCCAGAAAUUUACAAAAUUUUGUAAUUUUAAUUUUUUUUUAAUUUACAAAAUUUUGAACAAUUUGUAAAGUUUUCAGUUUUUAAAUUUUUUAAAACUGGAAAGUUUUCAAAAUGUUGAAAACUAUGUAAGUUAUCAAAUUUUUUCGAAAUUUACAAUAUUUUGAACAAUUUGUAAAAUUGUUCAGUUUUUAAAUUUUUAAAAACAGGAAUUUUUUUCAAAAUGUUGAAAAUUAUGUAUAUUAACAAAUUUUUUCGAAAUUUACAAUAUAUUAAACAAUUUCUAAAAUGUUCAGUUUUUAAAUUUUUAUAAACUGUAAAAAAAUUGUAGAUUUUCAAAUUUUUUCUAAAUUUACAAAAUUUUAAACAAUUUGUAAAAUGUUCAGUUCUUAAAUUUUUAAAAACUGGAAAUUUGUAAAUUCUUCAAAAUUUUGAAAAAUUUAUAAAAUUUUUAGUUUUUAAAUUUUUAAACACAGUAAAUUUUUGUUUUAACAAUUUGUAAAAUAUUCAAUUUUUAAAUUUUUCAAAUUCUCUAAAUUGUUUUAAAUAAAUUUUUUGUAAAUUCGAAGUUUUAAAAAAAAUUGUCUAAAAUGUUUUAAAUAAAAUUCAUAAAAUUUUAAACAAUUUGUAAAAUUUCUCGUUUUUAAAUUUUAAAACUGGAUUUUUCAAAAUUUAGAGAAUUUUUUAAAACUGGAAUUUUUUUCAAAUUUUGGAAUAUUUCGAUAAUUUCAAACUUUUGGAAAUUAAUGUAAUAUCAAAACUUUGGAAAUGUUUUUCUAAAAUUCUUCAAAUUUUUAAAACCGAAAAUUUUCAAAAUUUCCAAAAUUUGGAGAAUUUCCAGUUUUUAACUUUUAAAAAUUGGAAAUUUUUCAAAUUGUUUUAGAAAAUUUCAAUUUUUUUGUAAAUUUAUGAAAAAUUAAUUUUCACUUGCAAUAGAUUUCUAACUAAAGUUAGAAAGAUACAUUUUUAAAAAAAGUGUAAAGCCACAAAUUUAAAAUGUGGUUAGGUACUUUUAAAUUUUGUUAGGAUCUCGACUUUUUGGUCCAAAAGUAUGCUUUUCUUACAUACCUACAUAUAAAAUAUAAACAAGUAUUUUCUUCCAUAAACUGUAUAAAGAAGAAAUUCUUUAAAUGAUUAAUGGACCAACAAAUAAUAAAACUAUUUUUAUGUAAAUAUAUUUUUAAGUGAAUAUUUUACUUGUUAUUUAGUUUACUGUGACGAAAAAAUGUUUGUUGGGUCAUUAAAUAUCAACCAUAAUAUAUUCAGACUUUAUUGUGUAAAACAUGUAAUAACAAAACAAAAAAUAAACACAUCUUAAAUCUUAAAAACCUUUCAUUUGUUUUAAAAAUUCCUUGGUUACAAAAUAUUAGGUACAAGAACAACUAGUAAGUAUAAUAUAAUAUUAAUAAUUACUUAAUUGGUAUAAUAAUUAUUGCGUAGAUUAGAUUCAUUUAUAAAAUAUAUUUAGCAGUUUUAAAUUAUCAUUAUUGGUAGACAAGUUACAUUAUAAUAUUUUAUUGGGGUUAUUAAUAUUGUCUACAGAGUGGUGCAAAAUCUCAGUCAAUUGAAGUAUUAAAAAUCGUUGUUUUUUAUUGUUAUAAAAAAUCAAUAUCAAAAUUAUCCUUUAUUAUGUGGAAUUAUUAAAAUGUUACUUUUAUUAUUUUUAAUUGCAAAGUUCUGCUGGACUCUCAAUUAACUUAAAUUGACUAAAAAUGUUACUUAAAAAAACGUUUUGUUUUUUCACUGUAACUUAAAAAGUUCUUAGGUUUGGCCAAAAUAAAAAUUUUACUUAUAUCACUAAAUUCUUAACAACAAAAAUUGUUUUUUUAAGUUUUUUUUGGAGAAUUCAAUUAAAUUUUUAGUUUGGCAUAAUCUAACAAAUUUUCUGGUUACAGUGAAAAACGACAUCGUUUUUUUAACAUCCUAUGUGCCUGUUAUAUAAAAUUUAUUUAAUUGUGAUUGCCAUUAUUUCUUUAUUAUCACCUUUUUAUAGGCGUAUAAAAAUUGAUCCCAGUGACUCAGUUCUGGUUUAUUAACUCGAAAAAAAAAACAAAUAUCAUAUAACUACUAUGUUAUUGUUUAUAUUUAGACAGAGUCUGACAAAUGUCAAAACAUAUUUUUUUAAUUCUCCAAAAAAAAUU